Molecule: messenger RNA, 1968 nt
Organism: Coregonus clupeaformis (lake whitefish)
Lineage: Eukaryota; Metazoa; Chordata; Actinopteri; Salmoniformes; Salmonidae
Product: prolactin-releasing peptide receptor-like
Exons: 3
Coding region: 168-1334 (388 amino acids)
Biological process (GO): G protein-coupled receptor signaling pathway
Cellular component (GO): plasma membrane; neuron projection
Molecular function (GO): neuropeptide binding; neuropeptide Y receptor activity
Source: RefSeq, a predicted model, not a curated record
CACAAGCAGUGGCUGGGCUCUGAGAGAGAGAGGGGCAGGCUCACAUCACAGGGAGAGAGGGAAGAGGAGAGACACAGUCACAGAAGUGAAGAGACGUGACAGAGAGGAGAGACGCGUACUGCCUCUCAGGAAAAUUAAGGCACCGUACAACGGAGCAGAGUACUGAGAUGGAUCCCAUCCUGGAGGAGGUCCUGAGAGAGGCAAACACUACUGGAGGCCCCUCCCUGAAUCACAGCAACAACCCUCUGGACAUGUUCUCUGGCAUGCAGCUGCUGCUGCGCUUCAAGCCCCUCUUUCUGCCCCUCUACUCCCUCCUGGUAGCCGUGGCCGGCAUAGGCAACUCCAUCCUGCUGGCCUGUAUCCUGGCCGACAAGAAGCUCCACAACGCCACCAACUUCUUCAUCGGUAACCUGGCGGCCGGCGACCUGCUGAUGUGUCUGACCUGCGUCCCUCUGACUGCCUCAUACGCUUUCGACAGCCACGGCUGGGCCUUUGGACGCCCUCUCUGCCACCUGGUGCCACUGCUGCAGGCCGCCACCGUCUUCGCCUCGGUGCUGUCCCUCACGGCCAUCGCUGUGGACCGCUACGUGGUGGUGGCCCACCCAGUGAGGAGGAGGAUCUCUGUGGGGGGCUGCGGUGCGGUGGCUCUGGGGGUGUGGGGGUUGUCUCUGGCCCUGGCUGCCCCUCCCUCCCUCCACACGCGCUACCUGGACCUGAGACCCCGUGGGAUGGAGCUGGUGGUGUGUGAGGAGUUCUGGCCGAGCUCUGGCCAGCUCAGGCUGCUCUAUUCCUGCUGUAUCCUGGUAGCCUCCUAUAUGAUCCCUCUGCUGUCAGUCAGCGUGUCCUACUGUGCUAUCUCAGUGCACCUGAGACGCCACACGUUGCCCGGAGAGCCCUCACACUGCCAGCAGCGCUGGAGCCAGAGGAGGAGGAAAACCUUCUCUCUCCUGGUGGCAUCUGUGCUUGCCUUUGCCCUCUGCUGGCUGCCCCUGCAGGUGCUGAACCUGCUACUGGACCUGGACCCAGACUACCACAUCGUGGGCAAGCGCUACGUCAACGUGCUGCAGGUGUGCUGCCACCUGGUGGCCAUGAGCUCCGCCUGCUACAACCCCUUCAUCUACGCCUCCCUGCACAGUAAGGUCUGGCUGCACCUCAAGGGCUACCUGUGUCCUUGCCGCAGCCAGGGGCCCCCAGGGGGCCAGCUCCUCUCCCGCUGCACCUCCCGGAACCCCGCCACCUGCCUCAGCCUACUCUCUGAGGUCCCCGCCACCGCCAAGAAGACCCCGGGGGCCGCCGGUCCCGAGUCCGACCCCACCAACGACAGCACCCUAUGAGAGCAUCAGGAACCACAGCAUGGUUUAUAAGUAGGGGUCAAAGAUCAUAUACCACAGCAGCAGCCAUUACAUAUAUCUCAUAUACGCAGUUAGAGACGACAACGGGUCUCCAGCCAGACACACACUGUAGGAGCAGGGAGGAGGGGGAGAAUGAGGAGAGGCGGAGAGACAGUGUGACAUGGGGGUUAGACUGCUCUGAAGACCGUCAACCCUCUGGAUCGUUCAUUCUAUUUGCCUUAGGUGUCACUACAGCAGCCCUGCUGCCAACGACGAUGAGCAGGUCCCCCAGCUAUUCCGAGGCAGAGUGUAAACACUGUCGCGACCUUGGGCUGGGAUGCAGGUUUGGCAGCGGCAGAGGGGGGAGAUGACCCUUCUCUGAACUCCUCACUCUCCAAAUGGAUUACGCACUAAACAGAGGAGGACGGCAGGGCACAAACAGUCACUCUUUUCUGUUGUUCUCUCAUUCUACUACGCUUUCGCCUGAUUUUGACAUCUUUCAUAUUUUCUCUCCCUCUUCUUACUCUCUCUUAAUCUCUCUUUCCGAUUUACUUAAAUGUAUGUAGCUAUACUUUUAUUUUUGAUUCCUCUCUCUCUCUUUUUCUCUGCCCACCUUUCCCUAUCCCCCCCCCCUUCU